UCCAACGUGUGCGCAGCCUUACACAAGUAACACGCGCAAACCUGAUCACAAGUUUUUAUAUACGCCAAACAGUAUCAAAUAGUGAGUGGUGAAACGCGAAGACAACAAUAUAUUUACCGCCUAACAAACCUUCUCUGGAGCAUUUUUUUAUUCGAGCACAGUUUCUACACAAACUUUAUUCAGAAUGAAAACUAUAAUCUUAGGAUUAUGCUUGUUCGGAGCACUUUUUUGGAGCUCUCAAUCUAUGCCAGUCAGUGAUGUCGUGCCACCUGCUGUACCUUCUGAUACCGAAGUUGAUUCUCAAAAGCCAUUAGUCUCUAAUUCAGAAAAUGUUGCUGAAAUUCCAGCAAACGAUGCUAAUCCUAAAUCUGAUGUCAAACCCGAGGCUGAAACUAAGCCUGCUGCUGAAGCCAAACCCGUAGAUGAAAUUAAACCUUCAGAUGCUAAAUCUGAAAGUGAACUAAAAUCUACAAUCGAAGAGAAAUCAGAAAUUGCUAAGAGCGAUUUACAAAAACGAAAUGAAUUAGUUCAAGCAUCAAGUGCUCCCGCUGAAGAAAAAGAAAUUAAAAAAGAAAAAAUCACAUUGGCUGAUGCUGUAGAAGGCCCAAGAUCCGAUCUUGAAGCUCCAUCAGCAUCUGAAACUAAAUCUAUCAGUGAAACUAAAGCUGAACCAGAAGCCAUAAAACCUAAUAAUGAAGUACCAGUUGCUUUACCACUGAACCCCACUGAAGCAAAGGACACUAAGUCUGCAACAUUGACUGAUAUUAAACAAGAAGAAAAAGCAGCCGCAGCUAUAUUGGCAGAUCCUAUCCCAGCUGCUGCUACAGCUCCCAUACUUCCUGUUGCUGAAGAACCAAAGCUUUCUGAAUCCAUACCUGUAUUGGACACCAAGAUACCUGAUCAAUCAGCUAAACUUUUGGAAUCUGAAUCAAUUAAGCCAGCAGAAGACACUAUAACAGCUGCCAGUGCUAUUUCUGAAACUAAAGUAAAUCCCUCAGUGCCCGCCGCUGAUGCACCUGCUUCCUCAGAGGUAGAUCAAACCAAGCAACCUAGUCCAGCUCCUUCAACCGUAAUUGAAGUUGAAUCAAGUGAAAACAGUCCCAAAUCUGAAGCUAUUCAACCCGCAAUCAUCCCAAAGGAAGAAAAAAAACCUAUCGAAGAAGUUAAACCAGCCGAACAACAAAGAUCUGAACCUCAAAUAGAAGAGACCAAACCAGCUGAACAACCAAAAUCAGAAACUAAGCCAGCUGAACUACCAAAAUCAGAAACUAAACCAGCUGAACUACCAAAAUCAGAAACUAAACCAGCUGAACUACCAAAAUCAGAAACUAAGGCAGACGCAGCUAAGCCAGCAGAACAAACAAAAUCUGAAAUUGAGCCAGAAGCUGUUAAACCAAACGAAGAAAAAAAGUCCGAAACUGCAUCCAGUGAUGAGAAAAAAGAACAUUCAGUAAAUAAACGUGAUGCUCUUAAGGAAAAAAAACUCACUGAAACCUAUAAGAAGGAAGAUAAAAAACAAAAACAAAAGAAAGCAAACUAAUUUAUCCAAUUGACAAAGACUGAAUAGCAACACAAAACGAAUCAUCCACCAAACGGGUUAUAUAAAUAACAACCAGGGGAAACACUAAAAUAACUAUAAUUCAAUUUUCAAAGACAAAUUUUGAAUUUCAUAAAAACAAAGCAGGUCAAGUUAACACGAUUAGCGUCAUCUUCGUGGAAAAAUCACUCUUAGAUUUGUUUAGGUAUAAUUAGGUUAAUUAAAAUUAUUUAUUUAUUCUUUUUAUAAUUUAUAAAAUAAUUAUCUUUUUUUAUUGAUUUGUAAUAGAAUCAUGAAUUGCUAUUUA
Molecule: messenger RNA, 1844 nt
Organism: Daktulosphaira vitifoliae (grape phylloxera)
Lineage: Eukaryota; Metazoa; Arthropoda; Insecta; Hemiptera; Phylloxeridae
Product: enolase-phosphatase E1-like
Exons: 2
Coding region: 185-1540 (451 amino acids)
Source: RefSeq, a predicted model, not a curated record